Messenger RNA from Paramuricea clavata, 862 nucleotides. Lineage: Eukaryota; Metazoa; Cnidaria; Anthozoa; Malacalcyonacea; Plexauridae. The record is from the annotation of a GenBank genome assembly.
CUAGGCAACGUACUCGUCACCGUUACAGUCAGCAAGCGGACACCUUCCAACAUGCCAUGCGCAUACUGUUGCUCAGGAAGAUCUUCAGUCAGUAAAAAUUUACCACGUGUAGAUAAUGGCUCGACGUCACACGCUAGAACUGGGACCAAAUCUACAACCGCUGACCUUAGAUUUGUUGAAAACGAAGGCUCAUCUGAGAUUAAGCACCGGGUAAGGGUCUGUUUAAACAAUACAUAUCCUUAUUAUUUUGAUUUUGAAAAUAAUUUAUUUCAAGCCAAUCAGAAUCCUUUGAGUUCAGUCGUGACCAAUCAGAAUUCAACUAACCAGAUCUGGGUGGCGCUACUGGGGGUCGACAAGCAAUGCCACGAAUCAGUUUCACAGACUGUAUUACAGCAUAGUAGUCUGGACACAGGCCAACCAAAUCCUGGCUUUGCAGUAAAGUCUAUUCCAUUGCGUAGCACUUUUAUGUCUAACCUUUAUCUUUUAGGCUUCGUUUCAUAAAGAAACCAUAACUCAUCAAGAAAUGCCAGUCGACAAGCCGUCGAAAACCUCCACUCCACAGCAAUCAACCUCAAAAACUAGCACAAACGUAAUUGGUCCUCCCACAGCAGAACCGCAAACCACCAGUACUGAAAGCUCACAAGAACAAUCACGUGACUCGACAAAUCAAUGCAGUUGCGUAUGUCAGGGUUGGGCAGAGUUCUUGGUUCGAAGGCCCACCGGAAACACGUCAUGGUUAUUAAGGUUACAAAAUCGUCCCAAACUGAACGGAAGUUUCAGGGAAACUCCGCGACCUCUGGUGGGGCAAACGGCGCCACAGAUUUACGAAAGCUUGAUCCCGAAACAAUUCUUUGGUAAAUAA